Scaptodrosophila lebanonensis is the source of this 1254-nucleotide messenger RNA. Its product is annotated as ubiquitin carboxyl-terminal hydrolase isozyme L5. The coding region runs from base 84 to 1064 and encodes 326 amino acids. Gene Ontology annotation, cellular component: cytoplasm. Gene Ontology annotation, biological process: ubiquitin-dependent protein catabolic process; protein deubiquitination. Gene Ontology annotation, molecular function: cysteine-type deubiquitinase activity. Lineage: Eukaryota; Metazoa; Arthropoda; Insecta; Diptera; Drosophilidae. The transcript has a single exon. The record is from RefSeq and is a predicted model, not a curated record.
GACUCGAAAAAUCAUAACAAACUAUUUCGACAAUUACCAGAGAUAGAGUACUUGCCAAAUUUAACGUGUGCACGACCUUGAACAUGUCAGACAAUUUAUCACCUGAUAACGAUAACGGCAGCUGGUGCCUUAUUGAGAGCGAUCCGGGUGUCUUUACGGAGCUAAUCAGUGGCUUUGGCUGUGUGGGUGCUCAGGUCGAGGAGAUCUGGAGUUUGGAGACCUUCAGCCAUCUGGAACCCAUACACGGUCUGAUAUUUCUCUUUAAAUGGGUGCAGGACGAUGUGGUAACUGGGGUUGUGGCCCCCGAACGUUCGGACAUCUUUUUCGCCAAACAGGUGAUCAAUAAUGCCUGCGCCACUCAGGCCAUUCUCAGUCUGCUCUUGAACUUGAAGCACGAGGAUAUACAAUUGGGUGAGACUUUGACUAAUUUUAAGCAGUUCUGCCAGCAGUUCGACCCCUACACCCGUGGCCUGGCGCUGAGCAAUGCAACGAAAAUUCGCGAUGUUCAUAAUUCGUUUGCGCGGCCCACACUCUUUGAACUGGAAAUGAAGCAGCCAUGCCGCGAGGAGGAUAUCUACCAUUUUGUGGGCUAUAUGCCCAUCAACGGACGCCUGUUUGAGCUCGAUGGCUUACAGGAGGGACCCAUAGAUCUCGGUGAAAUCGGCAGCGCUAGGUCCUGGGUGGAUGUGGUGCGACCCAUUAUUGAGGCGCGCAUUCAACGCUACAGUGCCGGCGAAAUUCAUUUUAAUUUAAUGGCACUGAUCUCAGAUCGGCAGUGCAUCUAUGAGCGCCAGAUUGAGGCGCUACAAAAACCAGACUGCAUGGGGACGACCUUACUACCCGAGGCGGAGCGUCUGGCCGAAAUAGGGAGCCUGCAGGCCCAAUUGAAGUUCGAGGUGGAGAAGAAGAAACGCUAUCAUCAGGAGAAUAUGCGUCGGCGCCACAACUAUUUGCCCUUUAUAGUGGAACUGUUAAAGCAAUUGGGCCAGACGGGUCAGCUGAUGCCCAUCUACGAGCAGGCCAAGAAUCAUGCCAUGCAGCGCCAGCCGGAUCGAGAGGAAUAGGACCUGGCCUGAGAGCGCGCCAAAGUAUCAUAGAAUAAUAUUUAGCAUUCAAAUUAAAUGUCCUCCAAUCAUUUCCUUCACUUUUCGGGCUGCAAUAUAAUCUGUCAACUGCGUUCUUGUUACUCUGUCACAAACUUCAAUUUGCAUUUAAGCUAACUGCCAACUGCCAACUUCUGCGCGUCUCCGCUUA